This is a messenger RNA of Argentina anserina (silverweed cinquefoil), 3315 nucleotides long. Its product is annotated as putative transcription elongation factor SPT5 homolog 1. The transcript has 22 exons. The record is from RefSeq and is a predicted model, not a curated record. NCBI's taxonomy places the organism in Eukaryota, Viridiplantae, Streptophyta, Magnoliopsida, Rosales, Rosaceae. Gene Ontology annotation, biological process: regulation of transcription by RNA polymerase II; regulation of DNA-templated transcription elongation; transcription elongation by RNA polymerase II. The coding region runs from base 82 to 3228 and encodes 1048 amino acids. Gene Ontology annotation, molecular function: mRNA binding; structural constituent of ribosome. Gene Ontology annotation, cellular component: DSIF complex; ribosome.
AAAUUAAAAAUUUCCAUCUCCAUUUGCACCAGCACUCUUUCUCUCUCAAGCCAAAACCCUAGAACCCCAAAUCGCCCCACCAUGCCGCGCCACAGAGACGAAGACGAAGACGAAGACGACAUGGAGCCGGAGGAGGACGAGUACGACCCCGACCAAGGCCUAAUCGACGAAGACGAGGAGGAGGAGGAGGAGGAGCCACGCGGCAAGGGACGAGAGAGGUCCAGCCAGAAGCGGAGGAGGUCGAGCUAUAUUGACGACGUGGCGGAGGAGGACGACGAGGAGGAAGAGGACGACGACGACGACGAGGAGUACGGCGCGUAUACCGGUGGGAGCCGUAGUAAGAAGCAGAAGAGGAAGAAGCCUUCCGGUGCGCAGUUUCUUGAUAUCGAAGCGGAGGUCGAUUCGGAUGAGGAGGAAGAGGAGGAUGAGGGCGACGACGACUUUUUUGUUGAGACUGGAGCUGAUAUACCUGAGGAGGGCGAUGGUAGAAGGAUCCAUCAUCGCCCCCCAUCAAUUAUGGAGGACCAGGAGCAAGAAGAUGUUGAGGAUCUGGAAAGAAGAAUACAGGAAAGAUAUGCAAGGCAACAUCAUACAGAAUAUGCUGAGGAGACGACUGAUGUGGAUCAGCAAGCUCUUUUACCUUCUGUUUUGGACCCAAAGCUGUGGAUGGUGAAAUGUGCGAUUGGAAAAGAGCGAGAAGUAGCUGCUUGCCUAAUGCAGAAGUAUAUUGAUAAACCUGAAUUGAACAUCAGGUCUGCUAUUGCUCUUGACCACCUGAAGAACUUUAUAUAUGUUGAAGCUGAAAAAGAAGCCCAUGUGAGAGAGGCUUGCAAAGGAUUGCGCAAUAUAUUUCUCCAGAAAGUUGGUCUUGUUCCUAUUAGAGAAAUGACUGAUGUUCUUGCUGUUGAAAGCAAGGCAAUUGAAAUUUCUAGGGAUACUUGGGUCAGAAUGAAGAUUGGUAUAUAUAAAGGAGACCUUGCCAAGGUUGUCGAUGUGGAUAAUGUACGACAAAGAGUUACAGUUAAAUUAAUUCCAAGAAUUGAUUUACAAGCCCUUGCAAAUAAGCUGGAGGGCAGAGAAGUUGUGAAAAAGAAAGCAUUUGUUCCUCCACCACGUUUUAUGAAUAUAGAUGAGGCUAGAGAAUUGCAUAUUCGUGUUGAGCGAAAACGAGAUCAAAUGACGGGUGACUACUUUGAAACCAUUGAGAAAAUGAUGUUUAAAGAUGGUUUCUUGUAUAAAGUAGUUUCAAUGAAAUCAAUUAGUACUCAAAACAUACAUCCCACUUUUGAUGAACUGGAAAAGUUCCGGAAACCUGGGGAGAAUGGGGAGGGGGAUGUAGCCAGCUUGUCAACUUUAUUUUCAAACAGAAAGAAAGGACACUUUGUGAAGGGUGAUGCAGUCAUCAUCAUCAAGGGAGACCUAAAGAACUUGAAAGGGCGGGUGGAGAAAGUUGAGGAAGGGACCGUGCAUAUCAGACCUGAUAUGAAAGAUCUUCCGAAAACUCUUGCUGUAAAUGAAAAAGAACUGUGCAAGUAUUUUGAACCUGGGAAUCAUGUGAAGGUUGUAUCUGGGACUCAAGAAGGUGCAACUGGUAUGGUUGUCAAGGUUGAUAAUCAUGUGCUCAUCAUUUUAUCCGAUACAACUAAGGAACAUCUCCGUGUAUUUGCUGAUGACGUUGUGGAGAGUUCUGAAGUGACAUCUGGUAUUACCAAAAUUGGGGAGUACGAGCUUCAUGAUCUUGUGCUACUGGAUAAUAAUAGCUUUGGUGUAAUUAUACGUGUUGAAACUGAAGCCUGUCAGGUCCUUAAGGGAGUUCCUGAGAGACCUGAGGUUGCCCUUGUCAAAUUAAGAGAGAUCAAAUGCAAGAUUGACAAAAAGCUUAGUGUGCAAGAUUGUUAUAAAAACACAAUAUCUGUGAAAGACGUUGUGAGGGUCAUUGAUGGUCCUUCCAAGGGGAAACAAGGUCCCGUGGAACACAUAUACAGAGGAGUCUUAUUCAUUUAUGAUCGCCAUCACAUAGAGCAUGCAGGCUUUAUCUGUGUUAAGUCACUUUCUUGUCGUGUUGUGGGAGGAUCACGUGCCAAUGGUGAUAGAAAUGGUGACACCUACUCUAGAUUUGAUCAGCUUCGAGCUCCUCCUGCUAUUCCCCAGUCCCCAAGAAGGUUUGCUAGGGGAGGCCCUCCUAAUAAUUUUGGGGGAAGAAAUAGAGGAGGAAGAGGUCAUGAUGGAUUGGUAGGGACUACAGUAAAAGUGCGUCAGGGUGACUAUAAAGGCUACCGUGGGCGUGUUGUUGAGGUUAAGGGAACUAGUGUACGUGUGGAACUCGAGUCCCAAAUGAAAGUUGUUACAGUUGACCGGAAUUGUAUUUCUGACAACGUGGCUAUUACAACACCAUAUCGUGAUACAUCUAGCUACGGUAUGGGAAGUCAGACCCCAAUUCAUCCUUCUCGAACUCCACUCCAUCCAUAUAUGACUCCAAUGAGGGAUGCCGGAGCAACGCCUAUUCAUGAUGGCAUGAGGACUCCGAUGCGUGAUCGAGCAUGGAAUCCUUAUGCACCUAUGAGCCCGGCCAGGGAUAGCUGGGAGGAAGGAAACCCUGGUUCUUGGGGUUCUAGUCCACAGUAUCAGCCAGGAAGUCCUCCUUCACGGACAUAUGAAGCUCCAACCCCUGGUUCAGGUUGGGCCAACACUCCUGGUGGGAAUUAUAGCGAAGCUGGAACACCAAGGGACAGUACUGGUUAUGCAAAUGCUCCUAGCCCGUACUUGCCGUCAACUCCUGGUGGGCAGCCUAUGACACCAAACUCAGCAUCGUAUCUUCCUGGAACUCCAGGAGGUCAGCCAAUGACACCAGGGACUGGUCUAGAUAUGAUGUCUCCUGUUAUAGGUGGGGACAAUGAAGGACCGUGGUUCAUGCCAGACAUUUUGGUCAAUGUACGUAAUUCUGGAGAGGAAACUACUGGAGUUGUCAGAGAAGUGCUCCUGAAUGGGUCAUGUAGGGUAGCUCUUGGGUCGGGUGCCAGUGGUGAAACUGUAACGGUACUUCCAAAUGAAAUGGAGGUAGUCGAACCGAGGAAGAAUGAUAAGAUCAAAAUCAUGGGUGGCUCAUUACGUGGUGCCACCGGCAAGCUGAUUGGUGUGGAUGGCACAGAUGGAAUUGUCAAGGUUGAUGACACUCUUGAUGUUAAAAUAUUAGACUUGGCUAUUUUGUCUAAACUAGCUCAAUCAUAAUUUGGUGGGAACAAAUAAAGGUUCAGUGUAUAUUAUUGUUAUUUUUUGUUUUCGAGUAAUAUUAAUCUUUUGGCAAAGCGAUACCCA